Messenger RNA from Anopheles marshallii, 474 nucleotides. RefSeq names its product zinc finger HIT domain-containing protein 1. Gene Ontology annotation, biological process: chromatin remodeling. The transcript has a single exon. The record is from RefSeq and is a predicted model, not a curated record. Gene Ontology annotation, cellular component: Swr1 complex. Gene Ontology annotation, molecular function: nucleosome binding. The coding region runs from base 1 to 474 and encodes 157 amino acids. NCBI's taxonomy places the organism in Eukaryota, Metazoa, Arthropoda, Insecta, Diptera, Culicidae.
AUGGCAGGACGAGAAUCGGGACGAAUCCGGGAAGCAGACAAAAAGCGCACCUUGGACGAUGCCGCACGCCAGCGACGUGCACGCAAAGCGCUGGAAGCACUGGAGCAGGAUAACUUCCACGAAGAUCCGCACGCCGACUUGGUAAUGUCGAAAAAGGUGCCCAAGUUUAGUGACAAUCUGGAUGGUAGUGGACCGAGCAGGAAAAAGAACCGCCGUACCAAGGGUGCCGAGUACUAUCGGGCAAAGUAUCGCAAAACGUUUCCCCAGCUGUUGGACGAAGAGAAACAGCAACGACCAGAUCCGCCGAACUACUUCAGUGCGUCCGCACCACCUUCCCGUCUGCCGGAGCGACACUUUUGUGCGGUUUGUGGCUUUCCAUCCAGCUACACGUGUACCGCCUGUGGGACGAGAUAUUGUUGUGUGCGUUGUUUGGGUACGCAUCAGGAUACUCGGUGUUUGAAGUGGACCGCUUAG